AUGCAAAUCAAAAACAUUGUCGCUGUUCUAGCCACAGUCACUGCUAUCCACGCCCAAGCUGGCAUUGAACCUAAUGCCACUACUCCAAAUGCUACGCAGCCAAAUGUCACCCAACCAAAUACAACUCUUCCCACCGCUUCGGUGACUACGACUGUUUCGAUUGGUGACGCCGUUGUUAACACCAUGGCGGCUGGUGCCUUUGGGGCAGCAAUCGCUGCUGGUGUUGCUUUCUUAUUCUAA
This is a messenger RNA of Saccharomyces paradoxus, 240 nucleotides long. RefSeq lists its product as uncharacterized. The coding region runs from base 1 to 240 and encodes 79 amino acids. Lineage: Eukaryota; Fungi; Ascomycota; Saccharomycetes; Saccharomycetales; Saccharomycetaceae. The record is from RefSeq and is a predicted model, not a curated record. The transcript has a single exon.